AUGGUCACUGGCCUUGCAUGGGAUGCAAACCAUCAGACAGUCGUGGGCAUUCACUGUGGAGACGGGAGUCAACUGGGGGCAGACCUUGUCGUGGAGGCGAGUGGGCGCCGCUCCUCCCUGCCUGAGUGGCUGGCGGAGAAGGGGUGGGCCCCCCCUCCCGAGCGCAGGGUGCUUGCCAAGGUGGUCGCCGCCAGUCUGACAGUGUCAUGGCCGGAAGACUGGGACUGCCACAAGGCAUUCUCGCUGUACAUAUGCAAGACCCAGCCGCACGGAAAACGAGGCGGGGUGCUGCUGCCCAUCGAGGGUCGAGCCUGGCAAUUAACCCUGGCAGAGUUGGGAGGGACGCGGGCGCCGUGCACAUGGGAGGGGGUACUGGAAGCCGCAAAGCAGCUGCCCGACCCCACCAUGCACUCUGUGCUGCAGCGCUGCAAGCCCCUCACCCCCGUGAACAAUUACGGAGGCUGGCCAAACAUCCGGCGCUGCUAUGACCUGUGCCCCCUGCCCCGGGGCCUGCUGGUGGUAGGGGAUGCGGUGCAGGGCCUGAACCCCGUGUAUGGACAGGGCAUGACUGUGGCUGCACAGACGGCCCUCCUCCUCCGCCGGCAGCUGACAGAGGCGCUGGCCGGCGCCCGCGACCUGCCAGCACGACGCCACAGGCUGGCCGGCCUGUCUGGCCAGGCAUUUCAGCGAGCUCUGGCGACCGAUGUCCUGGAGCCGGCCUGGGCGCUUGCCGCCGGCACGGACCUCAGGUACCCCAUGACCACGGUGAGCGGCCCCGGCGCGCGCCGCCUCCCCGCCUCCCUCACCGCCACGCUCGACUGCCUGGCGCGGGUGGCGCAGCGCGACGCGCGGAUCUAUGGCCUGGUCCUGGCGGUGGCGCAUCUGGCGGCCCCAUCCCGUGUCCUGCUGGUGCCGCGGGUGCUCUUCAACCUGGCCUGGCAGCUGCUCAAAGAGGCCCUGGCCAGGGCCAGCAGGAGGCUGCUGGGGACCGGUGCUGGAGGGCGUGGCGGGGAGGAGCAAGAAGGGCUGGUAACCGUGGCAGCAACUUAA
Auxenochlorella protothecoides is the source of this 1050-nucleotide messenger RNA. RefSeq lists its product as hypothetical. The record is from RefSeq and is a predicted model, not a curated record. The coding region runs from base 1 to 1050 and encodes 349 amino acids. Gene Ontology annotation, molecular function: FAD binding. Lineage: Eukaryota; Viridiplantae; Chlorophyta; Trebouxiophyceae; Chlorellales; Chlorellaceae. The transcript has 6 exons.